Messenger RNA from Acytostelium subglobosum LB1, 777 nucleotides. RefSeq lists its product as hypothetical. NCBI's taxonomy places the organism in Eukaryota, Evosea, Eumycetozoa, Acytosteliales, Acytosteliaceae. The transcript is spliced from 3 exons. The record is from RefSeq and is a predicted model, not a curated record. The annotation marks the transcript as partial.
AUGGAUCCUUAUUAUUAUUAUUCAAAGGUCGCACAGAAUGAAGUGGAUACUCCAGAUUUGUCAACUAACUAUGUUGAUGAGGAAACAGAGUCUUUGACCAGAUCAGAAUCAGAUAGUCAUCUAUUCAACAUUGGUGAUGGACUCACCGUUUACCUCGAUGUGGACACCAUCAUCAAGUUAAACAAUAGUAUCCAUCAUUCCUAUCUCUUGAUCUUUGUAAAUUUAUUAGUUGGAACAUAUUUAUUCUUAGUGGCAGGUAUGGAGGAAUACAAGAUAUUGAUCACCUUUGCCUUUGGCUGUCAUCUGUUUACACUCCUCUUGGGAUCGUAUUCCAUCAAGAAAAGAGUUGUCCUUUUAUUACUCCACCUAUCAAUCUAUUCAAUUGCUGCAUUGUUUAUUACGAUUGCUGUAUUUGUUAUCUCUGUGAUAGAGAAUGAUUAUAAGGUAUCAAUUCUUGUAUUAAUAUUCUUGGUGUUUGUUGUUACAAUCCAAAUACUUGGCGUCCAUCAUAUGUUGAGUUUGGCACUUGUAUUGCGUGAGUUACAAUAUAGAGCUCAUCAAUCUGAAGCACAACAAGAAGAAGAAGCUACUGUACCUCUCCCUACAGUUGCUCAACCAACAUACAUUCCUCCUCAGCCACUGCCAAUGCCACUCUCCACUCAAUCAAUCAACUCAUUCGACUAUCUUCCACAACCUCAGCCACAACUCCAGCAGCCACCCCAGUACAACUACUACUAUUACUACACACAACCUCCACCAGUUACACCUCAGAUGAUC